This is a messenger RNA of Portunus trituberculatus (swimming crab), 824 nucleotides long. Its product is annotated as vicilin-like seed storage protein At2g18540. The record is from RefSeq and is a predicted model, not a curated record. The transcript has a single exon. The coding region runs from base 27 to 824 and encodes 265 amino acids. NCBI's taxonomy places the organism in Eukaryota, Metazoa, Arthropoda, Malacostraca, Decapoda, Portunidae. Gene Ontology annotation, cellular component: cytoplasm.
CAGUAGUGCUGCACACCACCGUGCCAAUGUACAGCGGCGACUUGCACGCGACCCUGGGCGUGGCGCGUGACGCGUCCCUCCAAGAGAUGCGGAGGGCAUACCGCCGCAGGGCUCUCGCCCUACACCCCGACAAGAAUCCCCAUGAUGCCCAUGGCGCCACGGCCAGGUUCCAGCAGCUGCAGGCGGCUUUCCAGGUUCUGUGCUGCGCCCAGGAGGGCGGCAAGCACAAAGCCUCAAGCCACAGAAGCAGGAAGGAGGAAAGGAAACAAAGGAGGAGGAAGGAGAAGGCGACGGAGAAAGAGGAAAGAAGGCAAAGAAGGAAGAGAGAAGAAUGGCUGAAGAAGCGGAAGGAAGAAAACGAGAGGAGGCGGCGACAGAGAGCGGAGGAGUGGCUGCGGGGCGGAGAGGAGGAGCGAGUGGCGAGGCAGCGGGCGGAGAGGCAGCACCUGCAGCACACACUGAGGCGGCGGAGGCUGCAGGCGUGGCUGGACAGAGAGGCGAGGCAGGCCAGGAGACUGGCCAAGGACAUGGCGAGGGGGGCGAGGAGAGAGAAGCAGAGGGAGCAGGAGAGGAGGAGCCAGGCAGAGGAAGAGGCGAGGAGGGAAGCACAGCGGCGGCAGGAGGAGAGAGACACGGCGGAUUGGACGCGGCGUAAGGUGGAGCAGGUGGAGGCGUGGUUCAGGCGGGACGAGGAGGAGAGGAGGAGGAGGGAGGAGCAGUUACGCCGCUACAGAAGGCUGGAGGAACGCUGGCGGCGGGAGGCGUGGGAGAAGAGGAGGAGGAUGGGAGAGGAGGGAGGGAGAGGAACACACAAGCAGGAGUGA